AUGAUUUGGAAGAUCCCAUGGAUUUUACUACGAUGGUGGAGUGGUUUACUCCUUCUAGCAGUGUAUGCCGAUUCGGCGUUCAGGUUUCGACCGCCAUCAAAACCACGAGAUUCGCAGCCGUUGGAUUUUGUGUUUCCAGACCACAUCUUACCCAGAAUUGACAGAACACAGUGUCCACCGGAGUUUCCGGUUUGUACGGAUGUAGCAAAUUAUCCUCAGAAGCUAGUCGAAGAAAUAGUGUCUCGCCACAAGGAACGGUAUGCCGAAGUGUUUGGUAACGACAUGGUGAUUGACAGUGGUGAUGAGUUACACAAAAAGUUCGAAACAUCCGACGAUGACUUCCUCUGUGUCAGUGAGCAAAAACUAGUUCAUCCCCAAAGUGGAUACAACGUGGCCGAAAAGUUGGUGAUGAUUGUCAACACACCGAACUAUUUACAGGGUGUUCGCAUAGAAGUGUGCCGUAAUCUGGAUAGGCCGUGUAGUAAACUUAAUCAUCUUACCUCGUUUUUUAAGACGACCUGUAAGCAACUGUACUCCUACCGCACGCUGCUGGCCAUUGAUCAGAAAACCAAACAGGCCUACAAGGAAUCAUUCCGGCUGCCAUCCUGCUGUAAAUGUGUGUUUCACACGUCGCAAGCAAUGCGCGAAAAUAAUUAG
Molecule: messenger RNA, 657 nt
Organism: Sabethes cyaneus
Lineage: Eukaryota; Metazoa; Arthropoda; Insecta; Diptera; Culicidae
Product: protein spaetzle-like
Exons: 1
Coding region: 1-657 (218 amino acids)
Biological process (GO): innate immune response; central nervous system formation; regulation of Toll signaling pathway
Cellular component (GO): extracellular region
Molecular function (GO): Toll binding; growth factor activity
Source: RefSeq, a predicted model, not a curated record